AACAAGUGACAUUGGCAACUUUUUUGGUUGAAGAUGAUGAAGGUAUUACUGAAGAAUCUGAAGCAGAAGAGGUCAAAUAUAGUAAUCUAGAAAUUGUGGAGCGUUUUGACAUCGAAAAUAUAGUAUACUUAAGUGAUGAAAUAUUUCAAGAUGGGCAAGGCAUAUUUGAUUUUGAUUUUAUGGAUCUAGCAGCAGAUUUAAUAAGAGAAUGGGGUUAUGAUAAUGAAGAUAAUGGGUUAA
This is a messenger RNA of Racocetra persica, 240 nucleotides long. The record is from the annotation of a GenBank genome assembly. NCBI's taxonomy places the organism in Eukaryota, Fungi, Glomeromycota, Glomeromycetes, Diversisporales, Gigasporaceae.